Molecule: messenger RNA, 426 nt
Organism: Armigeres subalbatus
Lineage: Eukaryota; Metazoa; Arthropoda; Insecta; Diptera; Culicidae
Exons: 1
Coding region: 1-426 (141 amino acids)
Source: RefSeq, a predicted model, not a curated record
AUGUUCCUUAAAUUCGAACCGAAAGAUGACCACGAACGAUGGCGAAACGAAGAACUACAGGGAGGCGAUGGCAUCGCCGCACGCAGAGAGCUGGAAGCAGGCGAUGGCGGAGGAAUUGGAGUCGAUGCCAACAACACUUGGACGUUGGCUGAUCUCCCUCCACGACGGAAAGCUGUAGGAUGCAAGUGGGUGUACAAGAUCAAGUAUGGCGUCGCCGGAAAGAUUGAACGAUUCAAGGCUCGCUUGGUGGCCCAAGGCUUUAGGCAGCAAUACGGAUCGCACUACGGCGAAGUGUUUGCUCCAGUGAUACAGCAAACUACCUUCCGGACGCUAAUGGCGGUUGCAGCGAAGAAAAACGUGGUGGUGAAGCAGUACGACGUCAAGACCGCGUUCCUGAAUGGCGGAGGAGGAGGAGGAGGUAUAUAA